Molecule: messenger RNA, 1021 nt
Organism: Linum trigynum
Lineage: Eukaryota; Viridiplantae; Streptophyta; Magnoliopsida; Malpighiales; Linaceae
Source: the annotation of a GenBank genome assembly
UCCACUCCAGAUUCCACGUCUGUUCUCGUUUCUUUUCUCUAUAUUUAAUAUUAUCUUUUGGUUGUCUCUUUUUGGAGGCUACUUGAUUAUCAAACACCAGCAGCAGCAGGCAAAAGCAGGUAGUAUUGCCGCCGGAUUAAACAGUAACAAUCUUGAGGCUGCAGCUGGUUUUCUCAGGGCGGAAAAGGAGCUAAGGAAGGCGCCGGCUUUGCCACCGGAUUUGGAGCAAAAGUCCAUCCAAGUUUCUGACUAAUUCUGGGUGGUAUAUAAGAACUCUACUAGUGUUGGUCUCAAAUGGGUUCACUGGAGGAAAGUUCAGGAGCAGCAGAAGUCCUCACCGUUGAUGUUCAUAAGGCCAAGUCUCUCAUCGAAUCCGGCCAUCUCUACGUUGAUGUCAGGACGGAGGAGGAAUUCAGGGCAGCACAUCCUGAUGCAAUGAAGGUCUGGAAGCUGCGAGGCCAAGCUGAGCCUGAAGAAGUUGAUCCCAGUUCCUGCGCCGCUGAUGAUUGCAUGGUCACCAAGAUACACAACAUUCCUUACAUGUUCAACACUUCCCAAGGCCGAGUGAAGAAUCCUGACUUCUUGGAGAGAGUCAAGAAGAUCUUCAACCAAGACGACCAUCUCGUCGUGGGGUGUCAGAGUGGAGUGAGAUCUCUGUCUGCAACUGCUGAUCUUCUUAGUGCAGGUUUCAAGCACGCUUGCAACAUGGGAGGGGGUUAUCUUGCUUGGGACAAGAAUGGGUUCCCUGUGAAGAAACAUCAGCUCAAGGAAGAACUCUGAACCGUGAUUUCUUUUACUUAUUUUGCUGGCCGAUUAAGGUCUGCCCUGUACUAGUUCCCGUUUGUAUUUUCUUUCUGCGUCUUUGCGGUUGUCCAAUGUAUUGGCACGCAGACUUAAAUCUGGAGGUCAUCAUGCGAAUCAUGGCAUAUCCCGUAAAAUUUGCCCUGCCUUUAGUAUUUAAAAGUUAAUGACUUAUUAGGGGCUUUAAUUUUCAAACUGCAAGUAAAACUGUAAAAAAGUU